Messenger RNA from Salmo salar (Atlantic salmon), 1780 nucleotides. RefSeq names its product CCR4-NOT transcription complex, subunit 8 (gene cnot8). NCBI's taxonomy places the organism in Eukaryota, Metazoa, Chordata, Actinopteri, Salmoniformes, Salmonidae. The record is from RefSeq and is a predicted model, not a curated record. Gene Ontology annotation, cellular component: CCR4-NOT complex. Gene Ontology annotation, molecular function: poly(A)-specific ribonuclease activity; nucleic acid binding.
GAAGGUGCGCUUUUUUUCUUCACUGCGCCUGCGUAGAUGUUUCUUUGACUUCCGAUAACAGCUAGUAAGCCAACGUUAUCCAGUAACGUUAGCUAUCAAGUACUAUCAGUAGCCCCAGCAGAAGUACAAGAUCAUACGACGGAUCAGAAAGUUUUUUUUUCUUCACCAGACUGCUCCCUGAAGGUGCCGCAGAAUUAUCGGUGUUUUCAGUCCUUUCCUCAACCUGCAAAAAUGCCAGCCGCACUUGCAGAUACCAGUCAGAUUAUCUGUGAGGUCUGGGCAAGCAAUGUGGAGGAGGAAAUGAGGAAAAUCCGACAGAUAAUUCAAAGCUACAACUCCAUUGCCAUGGACACAGAAUUCCCCGGAGUAGUAGUUCGACCCAUUGGCGAGUUUCGCAGCACAGUAGAUUACCAGUAUCAACUCUUGAGGUGCAAUGUGGACCUUCUGAAAAUCAUCCAAUUGGGACUGUCGUUUAUGAACGAGGAUGGAGACUAUCCUCCUGGAACAACAACAUGGCAGUUCAAUUUCAAAUUUAAUUUAACAGAGGAUAUGUACUCCCAGGACUCAAUAGACCUACUCCAAAACUCCGGCCUCCAAUUCAAAAAGCACGAGGAAGAGGGGAUCGACACACUCUACUUUGCUGAGCUCCUGAUGACAUCUGGUUUAGUGCUGUGUGAAAAUGUCAAGUGGCUCUCCUUUCACAGCGGGUAUGAUUUUGGCUACUUGGUGAAGCUCUUAACGGACACUCGCCUACCUGAGGAGGAACAUGAGUUCUUCCAGAUCCUCAAUCUCUUCUUCCCUGCAAUCUAUGAUGUGAAAUAUCUGAUGAAAAGCUGUAAGAACUUAAAGGGAGGACUCCAGGAGGUGGCUGACCAGCUGGAACUGAAGAGGAUUGGGAGACAGCACCAGGCCGGUUCCGAUUCACUGCUCACAGGGAUGGCAUUCUUUAGGAUGAAAGAGCUUUUCUUUGAAGACAACAUUGAUGAUGCAAAGUAUUGUGGGCGAUUGUAUGGAUUGGGCUCUGGGUCCACUCAAAAUCAGAACGGCAUCUCAAGCUCUUCCCAAGAGGAAACUAACAACAAGCACUGACCGACCACGAGGCCAUCAAGUGGAAGACUCACUUGUUUUAUCCCAUCCGGUAGAUGUUUCUCUUCUCCCCUCACUCCCAGAAGAAAACAUGAGAUUAAUUUCUGUAUCGAACUUCACCAGCUGCAAAAAGGGCAUUGGUUACCACAGACUCUCCUCUUGAAACCAUUUUGUUCUGUCAUAGUUGAUUUUACUGCGUAUUGUCACCAGUCAAAUUCCCUAUUGUACCACCAUUGAGCCUUUCUAGCGCCCAUCUCACAGGUCUAGUAUUCGGAAACCUUUUAUCUGUGUGUUACAGCAUUGCAGUAACUACCAUUCUUUUAAAAGCAUGGGACCAGCUCUUGUAUUGUACUGCAAAUGAUGUGUAUGCAUUUAAGUGCUCCCAAAUCAUUUCAGUGUUGGAUACAUGCUUGUAGGGAUUGUACACUUAAAAAAAAAAAAAUGAUGCUGGACAGAUAUGUAAAAUUUCACUGCAGCCAACCUGUUUUAACAUUUUCCUUUCAGGAAGGAGAUUUUUAGGUGGGUACCAGGUUGGUCUGAGUAUGAACUUGUUACAGGUGCACCCUGCAGUUCUGUGUAACAUUUGCUUUUAAUUUGUUCACUGCUCAGUUUAAACAGAUGUUUUUGGUUGCUAUUGUUUUUACAACAUACAUUGUUUGAAACAGUUGUAUAUUAAAACAUUUUCUAUUUUCAA